Molecule: messenger RNA, 2164 nt
Organism: Neurospora crassa OR74A
Lineage: Eukaryota; Fungi; Ascomycota; Sordariomycetes; Sordariales; Sordariaceae
Gene: stk-54
Product: serine/threonine protein kinase-54
Exons: 2
Coding region: 1-1956 (651 amino acids)
Biological process (GO): protein phosphorylation
Molecular function (GO): protein kinase activity; ATP binding
Source: RefSeq, a predicted model, not a curated record
AUGGAGGAUAAAAAGAUGGAGGUCGACAGGGAGACGCAUGUCAUAACCAGUGAUCCGACUCCCCCUCCUACCGCGCCAUCCCCCACCAAGAACAGCAGCUCCCCCUCCAUCGCCGUCUUCCACGAUUGUCCUCGAGAGUGUCCGCAAGAGGAUCAUGUCAAGGUGGGGGGUGAAGCUCAACAAGAUAUCGACGACACCAAGUCCGACUCAUCAGAGCCUGAAUACUUCGACAUUCACGACGACGACAUGACUAGUCCCAUUGAAGCCCUGAGCGACUAUGGCCCUGGCGGCUUCCACCCCGUUCACUUAGGCGACACCCUUGGUCCUAUCUCCGACCCUUCCCGCUUUCGUGUCCUCCACAAGCUCGGCCACGGCGGCUUCGGCACUGUCUGGCUCUGUCGCGACACUCAGGACGGCAAACCCAAAGCGCUCAAGAUUCUUUCAGCUGAUGCAUCCGAAAAGGCGGCCAAGGCGUGUCCUGAUUUCAAGGCCCUACAACUUCUCACCCACUCCGUCUCCCACGAAGAGGGUCUCUCCCAGUGCUUCCCUCAUGCCCUCCGAGCUCAUGAGACCGCCCAAGACCUCCUCCGAAAAUACCACAUCGCUUUGCCCUAUGAGCACUUCUGGCUCCCCUACCAGCCCAACGGCUCGCACCUCUGUCUCAUCGCCCCCUUUCUUGGUCCCAACCUAGAGUCAUUCUGUGCCACCUACGGACACGUCACGGAUCUGGUCAAACAUGUGUGUUUCCAGCUUGUUGAGGCCAUGCACUUCUUGCACCAAAAGGGGCUAUGUCACGGGGAUUUCCGGCCAGCCAACAUUCUAUUCUGCCUGAACGAGGAAGUAGAGAGAAUGGGCGAUGAAGAGCUGGUGGACGCUUUGGGAGGCGUGCAGAUGGCGAAACUCACCAGAACCCCACUCGACAAGAACAACAAGGACGGAGCCAAGGAAGAAGAGAAGGAAUGGCCAAAAGAACUUCCUCGGUAUUUGGUCGGACAGGCGGACAUGUUCAAGUUGAUCCGUGGAGGAUGGUGUUCACCAAGCGUUGCCGUCAUCGAUUUUGGUGUGUCAUAUCCUGUCACCGAGCCAACUGGCAAAGGAACGGGAAUCCCGCUGGGCUACGCACCACCAGAGGAAGCAAUCACAGGCAAGAACCAAGAGGGCAAAGAGAAAACAUUGGUCAAGCUCGGACCAAAGAGCGAUGUCUGGUCUCUUGGCGUCACGCUUGCUGAGCUUGUGUUGGACUACUUCCCCUUUGCGGACUCCAGCGACAAGUUAUAUGGGGUCAAGAACAUGGAGCUGGUCAUGGGUCCUAUCCCAGAGCCCUUUCGCUCAGAAUUCAGGGAGUGGUACAAGGGAAUUUGGGGUCCAGAUGGGACUGCAUUACAGGAUGUCGUCAUGGUGACUGAUCCGGAGACGGGCAAGUCAGUCUUAAGCCCAUUAUCGUUUUCGAUCAAGCGGUGGAAAGAGGAAAAGGAGUACGCCAAAAAAGAGUCGGGCUACGAGGACCCGAUCAGGUCUAGAAUGUCGUUAGGAUUGGAAACGCUGCACACAAAGCGCAGCGGGGCUGCUAUUGAAGCUCAGUGGGCGAGGGACAAGACAAAAUUACCAAGUUAUACUUGGGAACAGACAGAGGAAGAGGAUGAGAUGGACGACGACCAGUUUCCUACGAAGAAAUUCGAUGACAUUGAGGUGUUUUCGGAUUUGCUUAGGAGCAUCUUCAAGUGGAUGCCGGAGGAUCGGGUGAGCACGGCCGAGAUCAUGGCUCAUCCGUGGUUCAAGGACCGUUACGCUCCCUCCAAGGACACGAAACGGGAAGGCGUGGUGUCAAGACUCUCUCAAGGCACAUUUGGUAUCAUCAACUUCAUGGUCGGAUUCCCUUUCAAAGCCGGUAAUUUCUUCUUCCGCGUGUUCUCGCGAGUGUUCGGCAAUUUUGCGAACCCCCUUUGGUUCUUGUAGAGGGGCCGCUCUUGUACCAACAGGAGCAACGAUCUUGAGGCUCAGUAAAGGACGUUGUUGAUAUGAUCAGGACCAAUAGUCAGGAGCCAGAAGAGGAACUGCUGGCUGGCAGGCAUGCAUGUAGCGAGGAGGAAUGCGCGGCCAUGGUGCCGCUGUGUAUAGGAACAAGAAAACCUAAGCAAAACAAAAAAAACAAAUCAAAACCCAA